Molecule: messenger RNA, 6476 nt
Organism: Aptenodytes forsteri (emperor penguin)
Lineage: Eukaryota; Metazoa; Chordata; Aves; Sphenisciformes; Spheniscidae
Gene: MYO15B
Product: myosin XVB
Cellular component (GO): myosin complex; cytoskeleton
Molecular function (GO): protein binding; cytoskeletal motor activity; ATP binding
Source: RefSeq, a predicted model, not a curated record
AUGGCGGCAGCUCGGUUCGUCCGCGACCCGGUUCCGUCGCUCUGCCCGCCCUGCCGGCUCGCGCUCUGCUGCCUCACAGCCCUGCGGUUCCUGACGCCAUCGCGGCUUCGGUCCCGCCGCUCGACACAACGCCCCUUGAAAGCACGACUUUGGCAGGCUAGUGGUCAUCUUAUAUUGGACAAUUCGAGGUUGCCUUCUCUUAUGGCAAGCAGGGGAGUGCACUUGCAAGUGGGGGGAUGGAUUAUGAAGCCAGCUGCUGGCAUGAGCGGGGCUGGGCUGCAGCUGGCAGUGGACUGUGAUGGCAGAGCCUGUGACAUCCUGGGAAAGGAGGAGAGUCAGGACUUUCUGGUUUUGGUGCAAGCUCUGGAGGGAAUCAGCCUCUCGGACGAUCAGCUGACCUCCACCUGGGCUGUCCUGGCCGCCAUUCUGCAACUGGGGAAUAUCUGCUUUACCUCCUACGAGAACCCUGGAAAUCCAGGAAAGCUGUUGCUGCUGAAAGAAAGUGAGGGGUCAAAACCUGCUGGGCAGUGUGAAGGGGAAAAGGAGCAGUCCCUCCUAAAAGCAGAAGUCAUUGUCCCCUCCACUCCUGAUGGCAGCAGGAACAGCAAGCUUCAUUCUCUAGGGCUUUCUCCUUGUUCCACCUCUCCAGCUGUCUGCCCCAAGUCAAGGUCCACAAGUUUCUUAAACCAUGACCAGCUGCAUCCAGAGGUGCUGGAUUUCUUCUCUCAGAGCCGCCUCAAGGUACUGUGGUGUCUUUUCCAGAAGGCUAAAGCUGCCCAUAGUCGGCAAAGGGAGAUGGGGGCCAGAGGCAAAGGGCUCAGGCCCACGCUAGUGUCCAAAUUCCAGCAGUCUUUGCAGGACCUCAUAGCCAAGCUGAGAAAGAGCCAUGCCUUCUUCAUUCAGUGCAUCACCCCUAAUCCCAAAAAGCUAUCAAAUAUCUUUGAUGUGGAGUAUGUCACUUGUCAGCUGCGGCAUUCUGGGAUACUGGAGGCCAUCCACAUUAGAAAGGAGGGAUACCCAGUCCAUCUUUCAUUCCAGAACUUCCUAGCUAGGUAUGGCCUCCUGGCUGGGCAAGGGCAGAACUGCUUGGAGGAGAGAGAAGGCUGCGCGGCAGUGCUGUCUCAUGUGGUGGGGAACCCCUCAGAUCUCUAUCAGAUUGGAGUAACAAAGGUCUUUCUGAAGGAGAAGGCCAGGCAGCUUCUGGAGAGACAAUGGAACUAGAGGUAGAGUUGGGCCAUUGUUACCCUGCAAAGGAACCUCUGAUGCCUCCUUCGCUGCAGACACCUCCAUGUCCUCCAGUUGAAAGUCACAAUCAUUCAGGCUCGCUUCCAAGGUUACCAGGCAAUACAGCCCUUGUCCUUGCCUAGGACAUCAAGGAAGUGUUACAGAAGGCUGAAGAAGACUUUGGUGCAAUUUAAUACCGUGAUUUUAAUCUCCAGACCUCUGAUUCAAAGGAGGAAGCACUACCAGCACGAGUUAGAGGAAAGGAAACGAAGAAGGAAGUCCCUGGCCAGUGGUGACACAGAGAACAGUCCCAACUGAGGAAUGGAUGUGGGACUGCUGGAGAUCCCUGCAGAGCUUGCUGCCCUCCUGCAGUUAGCUGAAGGUCAGUACCGAGCACAGGCCAGCCAGAUAGCUGAGGCAUUGCCUCCAGAAGUCAAAGUCAAAGAUGACCUUUCCCUCCCACCCACCAUCAACAGCUAUCCUUUCUCCUCCUUCGUUAAGUCACACUUCCAGAAGACAGAUUUCCCUGCCCCUGGUCAGCCCCUGCAGCACCCCUUAACCCAUCUGGAUGCUGAAUACCAGGAGAGCGCGCUUGAGAUCAACAAACUGAUUUUGCGGUUCAUUGGUGACAAGAAUCUCCAUGGCUGGCAGCAGAUACUUCUGGGCAACUACAUUGCUGGGAGAGGUUUGAAUAACAUGGCCCUGCGCAAUGAAAUCUUCAGUCAGGUAGUUGCACAGACAUGGAAGAACGCAGACAUGGAGCACAGCCAGCGAGCUUGGGUCCUGAUGGCAACUUUGCUGAGCUGCUUUGCCCCUUCACCAGCACUGGAGAAGCCGUUGCUGAAAUUUGUGUCAGAUCAUGGCAUGGAGGGCUACAACGCUGUUUGCCAGCGCAAGAUCUUGGCAGCAGCACAGCACACAGAGAUGGACUCUACGUUCUCUCGGGCCUACCCUCCCACUCAGCUGGAGUGGACUGCAAACCAGAGGAGAGGGAAGAUGGUUCUUGAUGUUCAUACCUUUAAUGAGGAGAAGAUCUCAGCUGAGGUGGAGUCCUGGAUGACUGGGGAGCAGUAUGCAGGCUGGCUCCUGAGUGCAAGGGGCUGCGAUAAGAAGUCUCGAGGGUGGUCUAUCUCUAUGUUUACUGGCAACACGUGGCAGGACCUCCUGGGCUGUGACUUUGUACUGGACCUCAUUGGAGAGAUGGAGGAGGCCAGCAACCUCAGCAGCCCCUCUCAGUCCUCAGCUGAGUACCCCAUCACUUCUGAAAGGGAGAGAAGCUUCCUCCAGAACUCUGACCUGGAUUCGAUCCCUCCUGCUCCAGGCAUCCGGGCCCCUACCUUCCCACCACCUAGCUUGAGUCCAGAAUUCAACAAUCUCCAUGCAGAUCCAAGAUUCGGAGAUGACCUGAGGAGCCCUGUAGGCUUGGAUCACUAUGUGGAUGAUCUCUUCAGCACUGUGCUGCAUCAAGGCUCCAGAGUAUCAGAUAUGGAGAGCAGGGAGAGUCUGACUGGACGCAUGAAAGGAGGUGGGAAGAUUGGACCCACACAGAGAGGGAUCUUUCCUUCUGCAGGCUUCUCUGGAAUGACUCAAGCACCAGUUUACCAGUCUGUGCCUUCAAUGAUGGGGAUGCCAGCGGCCAUGCCUAUGAUGCCAGCGGCUGGUGGGAUUGCACCUAUGCCAGCCAUGGUUAUGCCCCAGCCUGUGGUUCCAGCUGUAGAUCCCAAUCAGUUAGCAGCACAACAGCAAACCUUUAUCAACCAGCAAGCCAUGCUCAUGGCCCAGCAGGUGACCCUUCAAGCCAUGAGCAUUUCCCAGCAGCAGCAGCAACAGCAGCGGUGGCAACAGUCUCUUGAGAACUCAAGGCCAAGAGUCUCAAGUCCACCACAAGCCCGAGCCUCAGCUCCAGCCCCAGUCCCAGCCACUUCCCCAAAACCCAAGAAGCCUCCCAGCAGCCAGAAUGCUACACCACCCCCAAAGGCUCCAGAACCACCAGCUAAGGCAGAAGAACCGGUAUGAGAAACAGUGGUUUACGACUACACGGAAGACGAGUUCUUCGACAGUGAAGAUGAUGACUAUCUUCGAGAAACUUUCCAGCAGAAGAGAGAAUAUUUUCAGAAGAUGGGAGAGCAACAAAUCCGAGUGAAGAAAGUCAGGCCUCCUUCCAAAACCUGGACCCCUCCAGCAAAUCCCCAGCCAAAGCAGGAGGAGGAGAAGGAAGAGGAGCAGGAGAAGAGGAAAGAAGAGAAGCCCAGCCCUAAAACAGAGGCAGCUCCUGCUCCCCCUUUGCCACCUCCUGAGCCGAAGCCAAAAAAGCAGACACGAAAAGCGAAGAAGGAGCCACCUGUAGUGAAGCCUUCAGGCCCCGAGUCGCGGCCUGAACCCAGCCGGGAGAUCCGCAACAUCAUCAAAAUGUACCAGAGCAGGCCAGCCCCUGAGCCCCAGCCUAUCGAGCCUGUCAGGAGAGUGUCCAAGCCAUUUAUGAAGAAGAACGACCCCAAAAAUGAGGCUCUGGCCAAGCUGGGAAUGAUGAACCUCUCCUCUCCCAAAUCACCACCCCCCCUGCCACAAGAGAAGAGAACACCUCCACCUCCCAAGCCCAAGCCAGGCUCAGCUUCCAGCUCUAUCAAGGAGAAGCAGUUGCCUCUCCUGUCCAUCUUCAGCCAGGAGAGAACCCCACCAGGUUCCCAGGCCCCUCCUGCUCCUCCUCCUCCUCCCCCACCAUUGCCUUCACCUCUUCUGCCUGGGAACCAAGGCUGGCAGGAAUCCACAGGGAAGGACUCUACUGUAACAGUAGCAGAAGAUGAUGGUAUCAAGACCCAGCUGUACAAGCUCACUGCCAGUGUCAGCUUUUCCUAUAUCAACCCUCCCUGGAAAAUCUUUCUGCGCAAAGAGGUGUUUUACCCCAAAGAAAACUUCAGUCACCCUUAUUGUCUGAACUUGCUGUGUGAACAGAUCAUGCGUGACACCUUCUCCGACUCCUGCCUUCGGAUCUCCAGGGAGGAGAAGCGCAAGAUGAAAGACCUGCUGAUGGAGUUCCGGGUUGGCAACGAUGUCCAGUCCAUUCAGGAGGAUGGGAUAAAGAAGAGGAUUGUACUGGCUGCUCGAGAUAACUGGGCUAACUAUUUCUCCCGCCUUUUCCCAGUUCAUGGUGAAAAUGGAAGUGAUGUCCAGAUUCUGGGUGUUUCUCACCGGGGCAUGCAGCUGCUGAAGGUGGUGAAAGCAGCUGGGUAUAAUCCUGAGCACCUGAAGAUUCUUCGCAGCUACAGCUUUGCAGAUGUGCUGUCAGUGGAACUGAAGGGCAGCAAUGCCCUGGAGCUCUCUCUGAAGACAGAGCAGCUCUUCCUGCACUCUCCAAAGGCUCCGUGCAUCAAGGCCAUGGUGGAACUCUUCAUCCAGGAGCUGAGGCAGGAUACCAACUACGUUGUUGCUUUGCGCAGCUACGUUGUGGAUGACAAGAGCCUCCUUAGCUUCAAGAAGGGUGACCUCAUCAAGUUACUGCCCAUGCAAGGCGUAGAGCCAGGCUGGCAGUUCGGCUCCACUGGUGGCCGCUGUGGUAUUUUCCCCACCAGCCUUGUGCAAUUGGCUGCAGCCCCUGAUCACCUCAGCACCAGCAUGGACAGAUGUGGAGGGCUGCGGAAGAGCAUGAAAGCUUCCCCGGAGAGCAGGAACACCAGCAGGGAGAGUUCUGUUCCCAGCCUGACAUCAGAACCUGACAGCAUCAUGUUAGUCCCUGCUGGCGACCGUUAUACCAUGACAGACUUCGCCAUAGCCUACUUCAGAGAGGCUCAGUCCAUGCAGGGACUGAAUGGGAUUUCUGCUGAAAAGAAGAGUGCAGCUACCCUGGUCCAGCACACCAAGGUCCCAAUCCAGGAAUCUUUGCUCCAGUACGCUGAUAGCGAACUGAAUGAGCUUGCUACAAAGAACUUCAGGACUCUGAUGCAGUUCAUGGGAGAUCAAUCAAAACUCAAGAACCAGAAUGAGGCUGAAUGCAUCUAUGAAAUCCUUCAGCUGUGCAAGGAGAAGGAGAGUUUGCAUGAUGAGGUCUACUGCCAGGUCAUCAAACAGGUCACCCACAACCCUAACCAGGAGAGCGUGCUGCGUGGUUGGUUGCUCCUAAACCUGCUAACUGGGUACUUCCUCCCUUCUAACAUCCUGAUGCCCUACGCCACCAAGUUUCUGCAGCUAGCCAGCAGUGAUCCAUCCAGCACCCACCAUGAUAUAGCCAAGACCUGUCAGAGCAACCUGCGGAAAAAUUUCAUGUAUGGGGGCCGUCGCCACCUUCCUUUCCCUGUGGAGAUAGAGGCAUUGCUGAAGGGGCAUGGUGCCCGCCGGCUAGCGAUACUGAUGCCUGGAGGCAUGGAAUACCUGACCAGAGUUAAGACAUUCACUGUGGCCAAGGAGCUCUUGCAGGAGAUCUGUGAGCAGAUGGGGGCAGGCGAACAGGAAGAGAUACAGGAAUUUGUUCUUUUUGCCAUCAGGAGUGACAGCAAUAAUCUUGAUAAAACGGUGAGGCCGAUAAGAUCAGAGGAGUAUCUUCAUGAUUACCUGCUGGAGGACAAGUUGGUCACUGUGACUUUACGCAGGCUCAUCUGGAGGACGCCUCUGCACUUUGAGAACAGAAUUUAUACUGAUGUUCAUUAUGGACAGAUGCUGUGGGAUUACCUGAAUGGGAGGAUACUGUUGAGCCGUAGUAAAGAAAUGGAGAUGCAGGUGGGCAUUUUGGCAAUGCUCCAGCACUGGGCCAAAACAGAGCAGCAGAACUCUGAUCCCUCCAGGGAAGAGCUGAAGGAGUACACGCCAAAGACCCUGCAGUCCUCCAUCAGUCCCCAGGCUCUGCAGAGCUAUGUUGGCAUGCUGCUGAGAAGCAGGCAGCCCUUCCAGCCGGUGGAUGCAAAAAUCCAGUUCAUAGAGCAUGUGAUGAAAUUGCCUUUCUUUGGCUACAACAUCUACUUUGUAGAGAGAGUCAGCGAUAACACAAUCCCCGUGCCCUGUUUCUGUGGCGUGAAUAAAGAAGAGAUCAUUGUGGUGGAUGGCACCACCCAGGCGAUCUCCUGCGUCAUUCCAUUGAAAGAGCUGCAGAAGAUGCGAACCCUGCGGCCUGUCUCUGAUGGUGGGCUUCCUGGCAUAGAACUAAACUAUGGCUCGGCUGCCAGCCCCAAGACUAUGUGGCUUGAACUGUCACAGGCUAAAGAAAUGUAUCACACGAUUGUUGUCAUCCUGGAUCAAACAGAGCUGCACCACUAAAGCCUAAG